ACCCCAGACUCUAACAUGAGCCUGCGGCAGCUGCUCUUGCGCCUGUCCGGUGGCCAGCGGCGGUGCCCCAGGUCCCACGACACCAUCUCCUGGCGCGGUCGGUCCUCCAGGUCUCCAGCGCACUGGAACCAGGUGGUGUCAGAGGCGGAGAAGAUCGUGGGGUACCCCGCUUCCUUCAUGAGCCUCCGCUGCCUGCUGAGUGACGAGCUCAGCAACAUCGCCAUGCAGGUCCGGAAGCUGGUGGGGACCCAGCAUCCUCUGCUUUCCACUGCCAGGGGCCUUGUGCACGACAGCCGGCACAACCUCCAGCUGCGGGGCCUGGUGGUGCUGCUCAUUUCCAAAGCAGCCGGGCCCAGCGCCGGCAACUCUCCAAGUCAGAACUACGACAUGGUCAGUGGGAUAUACUCAUGUCAAAGAAGUUUGGCAGAGAUCACAGAACUUAUACACACUGCUCUCAUCGUGCAUCGUGGGAUAGUAAAUUUAAGUGAAUUAAAUUCAUCUGAUGGACCACUGAAAGACAUGCAGUUUGGAAACAAAAUAGCUAUCCUGAGUGGAGACUUUCUUCUAGCAAAUGCCUGCAAUGGACUAGCUCUUCUACAGAACACCAAGGUUUCGGAACUUUUAGCAAGUGCUCUUAUGGACUUGGUGCAAGGCGUAUACCAGGAAAACUCUGCGUCGUCAGCCAAGGAGCCUUCUACCACAGACGACAUUGGAAUUUCGACAUGGAAGGAGCAGACCUUUCUGUCCCAUUGUGCCUUGCUGGCAAAGAGCUGCCAGGCUGCAAUGGAGUUAGCACAGCACGAUGCAGCGGUCCAGGGCAUGGCAUUUCAGUAUGGGAAGCACAUGGCCAUGAGCCAUAAGAUACACUCUGACCUCCAGCCUUUUAUCAAAGACAAGACCAGUGACUCGAAGACUUUUAACCUCAACUCAGCACCUGUCGUCUUACAUCAGGAGUUUCUUGGAAGAGAUGUGUGGAUUAAGCAGAUUGGAGAGGCUCAAGAAAAAGGAAGAUUAGACUACACUAAGUUGCGAGAAACAAUCAAAGCUGGCAAAGGUGUGACUUCAGCUAUUGACCUGUGUCGUUACCAUGGAAACAAGGCACUGGAGGCCCUGGAGAGCUUCCCUCCCUCAGAGGCUAGAUCGGCUUUAGAAAACAUUGUGUUUGCUGUGACCAGAUUUUCAUGACACCAAAUUAAAAAGACGCUAUUGUUCUUAGCUGAAAAAUCCAGAGAUUGGGGUGGACAGGAGAGCUUUUAUGAUGAGGUAACUAACAAGUUAAUGAUUUUUAAAACAUAUUUUUUUUUCCCUGUUCUUUUAUCUCGUUGCUUAAUGACUCUAUCUUUUUUGGAACCACUACAAACAAAAUGAGAAGGAAAAAAAGGUCACACAGUUUUCACCUGUCACACCAGAGCACACUUGAGGCUGCAGCAACAGAAAUAAUUAAUGAGACUCACUCCCGUGACCUCAGCAAAUGCACAGGAAAUAAGUCCUUAUUGAUUGGACCAAGCCAGGGAUGGCGCCGGGGCGAUGGCUGUGGUUUUUCUUCUGAAGAGGACAGAGCAAGCUGGGAGCUGCAGGCGUCAAGAGAAACACUGGACUGCAGCCAGGGAGAGCACAUCAGAGCCUGGUGGCCCGUCCAUUGUAGUGUCGUUCUGAGUUAAGCAAAACUAGGGCUUGCUUGCUGUCUCAACAUCAUUUCUCUGUGGGUAUAAUGAGAGAAGCUUAUACAUCAAGGGUUUUUAUCAGAUUGGUGAGUGGUGGGAAAAAUGUCAGGUCGUUGCCAUACUUGGAAGUUAAAUAUUAAAGAGUUGUCAGGUAUUGAUUCAAUUGUA
Molecule: messenger RNA, 1832 nt
Organism: Phodopus roborovskii (desert hamster)
Lineage: Eukaryota; Metazoa; Chordata; Mammalia; Rodentia; Cricetidae
Gene: Pdss2
Product: decaprenyl diphosphate synthase subunit 2
Exons: 8
Coding region: 16-1185 (389 amino acids)
Biological process (GO): isoprenoid biosynthetic process; ubiquinone biosynthetic process
Cellular component (GO): transferase complex; mitochondrion
Molecular function (GO): prenyltransferase activity
Source: RefSeq, a predicted model, not a curated record